Messenger RNA from Periophthalmus magnuspinnatus, 3073 nucleotides. It is a transcript of the gene smpd3, whose product is annotated as sphingomyelin phosphodiesterase 3. Gene Ontology annotation, molecular function: sphingomyelin phosphodiesterase activity. NCBI's taxonomy places the organism in Eukaryota, Metazoa, Chordata, Actinopteri, Gobiiformes, Gobiidae. The record is from RefSeq and is a predicted model, not a curated record. Gene Ontology annotation, cellular component: extracellular region; cytoplasm. The transcript is spliced from 10 exons. Gene Ontology annotation, biological process: sphingomyelin metabolic process. Bases 334 to 2772 code for a protein of 812 amino acids.
GGACAGCGCGCACACACCGACAGCAGCAGCGGGAAGCACAUGUGGGACACGUUUACGGCAGGUGCUGAAGAAGCCUCUCUCUCCAGUCAUCCCCUUUGAGCCUGUUGCUGAUCAGAAGUCUUCAAGAGAAGGCGGUCACCAUGGCACCCCAGUGCAUUCAGACUGCAACAUCUCCCCCCUCCAGUAGUGGGUGUUGGCUUUGAGACUAUCACUACCAAACCAUGUAGUGAGCCUUUCUCCGUUGUGGGGGGAGGGCCUGUGGUAUUUUUUGUUGUUGUUUGUGUUCCUAUAGAGCAGGUUUUAUAUUGUUAAGAGUGUGUUUGGGAGUUGGAGAUGGUUCUGUACAGCACUCCGUACCCCAGUGCGUGCCUGCACUUCCUGGAUGGCCUGUCAUGGAGCUUGGUCUUCCCAUGUUAUUGGCUGUUGGACCGACUGUUGGCAUCAUGCGUGGCCACAUCUCUGGAGAAGCGUCAGCGCUCCAGAGACCCCUGCUCCUUCCUCAGCCUGUGUGUACUGGUGUGGGCCCCUCUGUACCUGCUGUUGUUGCUGCUCUCUCUGCCCCUGGCUCUGGUGGGCUUCAUCCUGUGGGCGCCUCUGCAGGCUGUGCGCCAGCCUUAUCUCUACACCUACAUCAAAUUAGACAGGAGCUUGGCAGAGCAGGGCCAGGCAGGAUCAGGAGGGCUCUCUGAGUGGAGACCCCAGGGCCGGAGCUUCUGUUUCUGUAGUGCUAAUGUGUGCCUGCUGCCGGACUCUCUGGCUCGCUUCAAUAACCUGUCAGACACCCAUAGGAGAGCCCGAGAGGUGGGCAAGAGGAUCCGCAAUGGGGCCAAUAGACCCCAGAUCAAAAUCUACAUCGACUCCCCCACCAACACCUCCAUCAGUGCUGCCUCUUUUAGCAGUCUGGCCACUGGUUUCCGCCGCACCUCAUCUCUGGACCAGCGCCCAGAGCAGAGCCAUAGCACCAGCGGACCUGCUGACAGUGAGACUGAGCCCCUCACCGGGUGCCCUCUUCACUCCUCUGCUGCUUCUGACUGUCCUGCUCACCCCACUGUGGAGCAGGGCUCUUCUCCAUGUCCCUUGCACCAGGACGGGGUUGAGUCUACCCCAGUAUGUCCCCUGCACUCCUCCUCUGACUGUCCUGUCCACAACGGGGGCUCAGCUCCAGACUGCCCACUGCAUCAGUCUUCAGGGGGGCAGAACAAUAGCCCAGAACACCAUACCUGCCCCAUGCAUCCCUCUAAAGGGGGUGAUCAUAACUGCCCCAUGCACUCUUCUGCAGGUGUGGAACACACUUGCCCCAUCCAUUCUGCUUCGGGGGCAGAUCCUAACUGCUCCAUGCAUUCUCCUGGUGGUGGUGAUCAUAAGUGUCCCAUGCAUUCACCUGCUGGGGGAGAUCAUAACUGCUCCAUGCAUUCCCCAGCUGGGGGUGAUCAUAAUUGCCCCAUGCAUUCACCUGCUGGGGGGGAUCAUAACUGCCCCAUGCAUUCCCCUGCUGGGGGGGAUCAUAAGUGCCCCAUGCAGUCACCUGCUGGAGGUGAUCACAACUGUCCCAUGCAUGGAGAGGGCACACCAUCCAAGUCGUGUCCCCUGCACAGCUCUGGUGUGCAGAUAAGCAUCAGUGCUCCAGAGCCCCAGGAGGAGGACCAGCCCGACCCACCUGUAGAUACAGCCUCCAUGACAGCUUCCCGGGAGUCCCUCACUCGCUACCAUGGUGACGGGGGUGGUGGGAUGUAUUCAAACAACACACUGUCUCAUGUCCCACGAACAUCCAUCUUCAAACGAGCAGCUCGAAAACGACGACAUGGAGAUGAGACAUUUGACCAUGAAAUCUCAGCCUUCUUCCCUGCCAAUCUGGACUUCCUGGCACUGCAGGAAGUCUUCGACCAUGGGGCCACCACAAGGCUGCGUCACCAACUGCACAGAUACUUCCCCUACGUCCUGAGCGAUGUGGGACAGUAUGGCUGGAAGAGCUGCUGCUCCAGGUUCAAGUUCCUCAACAGUGGGCUGAUGCUGGCCAGCCGAUACCCCAUCCUGGACGCCCGCUACGAGUGCUACCCCAAUGGCAGGGGCGAGGAUGCACUGGCUGCUAAGGGAGCUCUGUUUGCAAAGGUCCAUGUGGGCACCUCUCAUCAGGAGCAAAGGAUUGUGGGAUACCUCACCUGCACACAUCUCCACGCCAUAGAAGGUGAUGCGGCAGUGAGGUGCGAGCAGCUGGACCUGUUGCUGCAGUGGGGGGCGGAGUUUCGGCAGGCCUCCUCUCAGCCUUCUGAAGGAGAGAAAGUCCUGGAAGAUCUUGUGGCCUUUGACGUCGUCCUGGGAGACCUUAACUUUGAUAACUGCUCUUCAGAGGACAAGCUGGAGCAGCAGCAUGCACUUUUUACUCAGUACAAGGACCCCUGCCGCCUGGGGCCCGGUGAGGACAAACCAUGGGCUCUGGGGACUCUACUGGAUCCAAGUGGCCUUUAUGAUGAUGAAGUCAGCUCACCUGAAAGUUUACAAAAAGUGAUGGAGAAUGAGGAGGGCCGAAAGGAGUACCUGGUGUUCCCCCCCAGUAAGAGCCAGUGCCCCCGGAGCAGUCAGAAGGGCAGAAAGAUCCCCCUAAAGGGCAAUGGCCGCCGCAUUGACUACAUCCUCUACAGUGAUGAAGGCCUGCAGCCGGACUGGAAACUGGACCUGGAGGAGUUCAGCUUUGUGACUCAGCUGGCAGGCCUCACAGACCACUUGUCUGUGGCUAUGAGACUGGCUGUGUCCACUGGAGAGGACGAGCCUUAGACCAGAGCAUACUGCCAUAUACAGAGUAUACUACAUGUUUACAGGCUGCCUACAUGUGGGGGACACUGGCCCUCCACUAAGGAGUCACCAGGAAGAAACAGCAUCAGCCACCAAAGGCUGGAGCAGGAAGUGACAAAAGAAGUUGGACCUCCUGAAGAAGUGAAGCAUAAGAACACCAUCACCCACCUGGAGUAAUCUGGAGGAUAUUUUCCAAUUCAUAUGGAACUGAUACCAGACAGUCUUAUUUCAAUUCAUGUUCAUGUAGCCAAGUCAUGCACCAUUCUCGCUCCACAGGUUAUUU